Talaromyces atroroseus is the source of this 1407-nucleotide messenger RNA. RefSeq lists its product as hypothetical. The record is from RefSeq and is a predicted model, not a curated record. The coding region runs from base 1 to 1407 and encodes 468 amino acids. Gene Ontology annotation, biological process: intracellular iron ion homeostasis. NCBI's taxonomy places the organism in Eukaryota, Fungi, Ascomycota, Eurotiomycetes, Eurotiales, Trichocomaceae. The transcript is spliced from 3 exons.
AUGGAGCCAGCACACAACACUGAUGCCCCGCAUGAGGGCAAGGCGACGGAAGGCCCUGAAAGCUCGCAAUACGACAUAGUCUGCGUGGGCUUCGGUCCUGCAGCACUCGCCAUUGCCAUUGCGAUGCACGAGCGAGGAUUCUCGAGCAAAAAUGUGCUGUUUCUCGAACGUCAAACCGAAUUCGGCUGGCACACUGGCAUGCUCCUCCCCGGCACGAAGAUGCAAAUAUCCUUCAUGAAGGAUCUGGCCACUAUGCGCAAUCCGCAGUCGCAUUUCACGUUUGUGAAUUAUCUUCAUAAACACAACCGGCUUGCCAAUUUCAUCAAUUUGUCUACGCAUACUCCUUUCCGCGAGGAGUUCAAUGACUAUAUGAAGUGGUGUGCGGGGCAUUUCACGGAUCGAGUACGAUAUGGCCAGGAGGUUUUGGGGGUGAGCCCCGGGAAAACUUCGUCCUCUGGGAAUGCGGUUGAUUGUUUCUGGAUCAACGCUCGAGAUGUGCGAUCGGGCGACGUGCAGCGUUUCUGUGCUAAGCAUGUGAUUGUGGCUAAUGGUGGGGAGUUCUCCAUUCCAGAUGGUCUGCAAAACCCGGAUUUCAGUGACAGGAUAAUUCAUUCUUCUCAGUAUUUGAAAAAUGUUCCACAGAGGUUUCAAAAUGACAAUGCCGAGUACAGGUUUGCGGUUGUUGGAGGAGGUCAGAGUGCGGUCGAGAUCUCCGAGGACUUGCAAUCUCGAUAUCCAAAAUCUCGCGUGUCUCUUAUUUUCAGAGAUUCGGCUCUUCGGCCGAGUGAUGACAGUCCAUUCGUAAAUGAGAUUUUCGAUCCCACCAGCGUUGACGAGUUUUAUUCACUCGACGAGAACAAUCGCAAACAAAGCUUGAAAAAGAACAAAGCUACAAAUUACAGUGUUGUUCGGCUGCCCCUGAUUGAAGGAAUCUACGAAAAGAUCUACCGGCAGAGACUCCUCAAACCAGAUCCACGGGAUUGGACACUGUCACUCUUGCACAAUAGCGAGGUGACAGGUGCCAAGGUAGCUGAGUUAGGGAAUGCUUUAAAUCUCAAACUGAAGGACACAAUCACUGGAGAGGCAAAACUUACAACGCAGGCGUACGACUUGGUGGUUGUAGCAACAGGCUACCAGAGAAGGCCCUUCGCCGGGAUAUUGAAGGACGUCAAACCGCUCCUGCUUUCUGGCUCAGAAGAAAGUGGAUAUCAGGUGCAAAGGAACUAUCGUUUGCUGUUCCGACCUGGUUCAGUGGUGCGUGAUGCGGCUAUUUGGUUACAGGGCUCUUGCGAAACCAGCCACGGAAUUAGCGAUACUCUCCUCUCUAUCCUUGCCGUUCGAGCAGACGAAUUGGUCGACUCAAUCAACGCCAGCAGAAAGCCUGUGGAGCAUAAAGCCAGGCUGUAG